Messenger RNA from Suillus bovinus, 1651 nucleotides. RefSeq names its product multidrug resistance protein 4. The transcript is spliced from 12 exons. Gene Ontology annotation, biological process: transmembrane transport. Gene Ontology annotation, molecular function: transmembrane transporter activity. The record is from RefSeq and is a predicted model, not a curated record. The coding region runs from base 1 to 1485 and encodes 494 amino acids. Lineage: Eukaryota; Fungi; Basidiomycota; Agaricomycetes; Boletales; Suillaceae.
AUGUCGGACUCUCCUCUAGGAGCCGUCUCUUCUGCUAACGUACCGCACCAAGAUGGAACGAAUUAUCUUCAUCCUCAGCUCACAAGUAGCCAAUGCAGGGCUGCCGAGGCUUUGGAUAAGACAAACGACGAAGUGCAUGAUUGGGAACACGAUUCAGCGAACCCCAGGAAUUGGCCUCUCGCAAAGAAAUGGAUGACCACUACAAUCGCCUCGCUGUACACGCUUGUCACGCCGUUAGCAAGCGCUGUCAUGGCACCUGGUUUGCCUGACUUGGCUGCGAAAUUUGGCAUAACCGAUCCAACAGUCUUAGCAUUGACGCUAAGUAUCUUCAUCCUGUCGUAUGCCAUUGGUCUAUUAUUUGCGGCACCCUUGUCGGAAGUAUACGGUCGUGUGUGGGUGCUCCACCUAGGAAACCUAUUCUUUCUCGCGUUUAAUCUCGGCUGCGCUUUGUCAACCAAUACUACGUCCUUGAUCGUGUUCCGGUUCCUAGCUGGAUUGGCGGGGAGUGCACCUGUAGCAUGCGGCCCAGGUGUCAUUAGCGAUCUCUUUUUGGAACGCGAACGCGCCUCAGCUAUGGCACUAUACAGCCCCGCUAUCGGUCCUGUAAUGGGGGGUUUCAUGGCAGAGUCAGUUGGUGUACAGUAUGUUUUCUAUGUCAUCGCUGCAAUCUCUGGUGCUGCCGCAAUACUCGGCAUCCCUCUCAUGAGAGAAACAUAUGCACCGCUUAUCAGCCAUCGUCUUAACACCAGGGCGCUAAAUGCCGAAAAAACAUGUGUAGGAUAUCCUGACCUCGCCGCACAUCAUAGGGACAAGUGGGCUUAUUUAUGGGUUAAUCUCAAGCGACCGGUCAUUCUACUGACCCACAGUUUUAUAUGCUUUAUAUUGAGCUUGAUGUACGGUAUCUAUUUCUUGCUAUUUACUACAUUCCUCGACCUCUUUGCAAACGUGUACCAUUUCAGCAUUGGAAUUGGAGGUUUGACGUAUAUUGGUGUUGGUUUUGGAUUCGUAGUCGCCACCGUGUUUAGCGCCAAACUUUCAGACAAGAUCUACAUAUACCUUACUGCAAGAAAUGGAGGAAGGGGUCGACCAGAGAUGCGUGUGCCUGCUCUUAUAUUCGGGUCGUUUUUUGUUCCAGUAGGACUGCUUUGGUAUGGUUGGUCUGCCCAAGCCAAGGCCUACUUUAUGAUGCCCAUCAUUGGUACCUCCAUCUUCGGAUUCGGAAUAUUGACAUGUUUCCUCCCUAUCCAACUGUAUCUCGUGGAUACAUUUACAUAUGCUGCAAGCGCUACUGCAGCCGCUUCUGCCUUCCGUUCAUUUCUUGGGUUCGCAUUCCCUUUAUUUGGACAACAGAUGUUUGCGAUGCUCGGUUAUGGCGGAGGUAAUACGCUGCUUGCAGGUUUUGCCAUCAUCAUUGGUAUGCCCUUCCCCGUGUGGAUAUAUUUCGCUGGCGAACGUAUCCGCACGAAGAGUUCCUUAGCUCAUUGAUCUGCUUGUCCUUUCGACCGAGGCAAUUUUGUGAUUAUGGGAGUUUGAUGAUUACGCCGAAAGGCGGAGAUACUGCUCAAAGGUUGUGUUUAAGCAGAAUUUAUAUAGAUCAUGAGAACUCUAGUAAUCAAGCGUCACGGUGCUUACACCGAGUCGUGAAUUCAAG